Molecule: messenger RNA, 6381 nt
Organism: Lethenteron reissneri (Far Eastern brook lamprey)
Lineage: Eukaryota; Metazoa; Chordata; Hyperoartia; Petromyzontiformes; Petromyzontidae
Gene: MAPK6
Product: mitogen-activated protein kinase 6
Biological process (GO): protein phosphorylation
Molecular function (GO): MAP kinase activity; ATP binding
Source: RefSeq, a predicted model, not a curated record
GCCGUCGUCUUGUGGCGAAGCCGAGCCGAGUCGGGGGUGGUGGUGGUGGACGCUUUAUUCACGGAGUCCGUGAAGGAGGGGGAGCUUAAGUUCCGGCUACGCCGCUGGACGUUCUCGCUUGGUGGCAUUGUUGGGUUACGUCCGCGGUAGAUUUUUUUUAGAAGGGGGCGGAAGGUGGUGGUGGUGGUGGAGCUCAGAUUGGGAGCGCCGUCGCAGUACUGCCACUCUGCGACCGUCCGAGUCGAGUGCGCGCGGGCCUCGCGGGUUUCGUCCCCGUGGCUGCCUCUCCCGCAGCUGCCGCGCGCGUGUGUGUGUGGCCUGCCGGCUUGUAGUUGGCCUCGCUCCCUAGAACACGUCGACAGCGUUGGCGCGUAGGGGCGCCGCCGUCUCUGGCUGAACACACACAUGUACCAUGGAUGAUAGCUUUGAAUGCGAAUGUGGUGAGCUGGAGCCACCGGAUCACUUGUAGUGCACCUGUGAAGAAAGAACAUUUGAAAUCCUCAAGCUUGAAACACCUGUAGAAUUCUUGCACAUCCAUCCUUUCGUCACCAUUUGUCCACUCACGGGCAUGUGCUCUAAUUUCUCAGUCAGUUUUAGGACCCACUCAGGAACAGAUGUGUGACAAAACUGGCCAUAUUUUUGUUAAAAGUGUACUUUUGCGUUUUUAUGCUUUCAUUACUUGGUGAAAAUAACAGGGCUGCAACCUAGGCAGUGCAGGAAAAGCUCACUUCAAAUGAUUAGUUUCGCAAUUUCUUUAAAUAGCUGUACCUCAGGCUUAUUUUCAAUGGUCUUGUUGAAGGCGGUUAACUUUAUGAAACAGCUCUAAGUUUUCAAGCACACAAGCUAAAAUAAAGAGAAGCUUGUUUAGGCAAGGUGGGUCAUUAAUCAAAGUUCCAACGUCACUUGACCAUCUUAUAAUAAUAGGAAGCAGACAUUUUUUUCAAAUUAUCACUUACUGGAUAUUUUGUGAUAGUUGGAGAAAAAUUUGAAUUGGAUAUUUCAUUUGUUGUCGAAUUUGGAAAACCUUUGGACACGAUUGGCUUUCUUGGCUGUGCUUUACGCGCGAAGCUUGUUGACUGGUGAAGGGUCCUGCCAGACCAUGGCGGAGAAGUUCAAUAGUCUGCAGAAUCUCCACGGGUUUGAGUUGGGUCCACGCUAUGUGGACCUGAAACCGCUUGGCUUUGGCGGCAAUGGGCUGGUGUUCUCGGCUGUGGACAGUGACUGCGACAAGCGUGUGGCUAUCAAGAAGCUGGUGCUGAGCGGACCGCAUAGUCUCAAGCACGCGUUGCGUGAAAUCAAGAUCAUCCGUCGCUUGGACCAUGACAACAUCGUCAGGGUGUUCGAGGUGCUGGGCCCUGCUGGACAGCGCCUUCCCCUUGGCCAGGCUGGCAUUGGCACAUCGGCACUGGCGGAGCUGGAGUGUGUGUACAUCGUGCAAGACUACCUGGAGACGGACCUUGCCCGUGUGCUGGAGCAGGGCAGCGCCCUGUCGGAGGAGCACGCGCGCCUCUUUAUGUACCAGCUGCUCCGCGGACUCAAGUACAUCCACUCGGCCAACGUGCUGCACCGUGACCUCAAGCCGGCCAAUCUGUUCAUUAACACCGAGGAGCUGCUCCUUAAGAUCGGCGACUUUGGGCUUGCGCGCAUCCUCGAUCCACACUACUCGCACAAGGGCUACCUUUCUGAGGGAUUGGUGACCAAGUGGUAUCGCUCACCACGCCUCCUCCUGUCCCCAAACAACUACACUAAGGCCAUCGACAUGUGGGCCGCCGGAUGUAUAUUUGCUGAGAUGCUCUCAGGAAAGACCCUCUUUGCUGGAGCGCACGAGCUGGAGCAGAUGCAGCUGAUAUUACAGACGAUUCCCGUAAUGCGCGACGAGGAUCACCAGGAGCUGCUCAACGUCAUCCCGGUGUUUGUCGACAAGGAGCGCCGUGAACCCCCCAAGCCGCUUGCCUUGCUACUGCCCAAUGUCAGCAAGGAGGCUUUGGAUUUCCUUCAGCAAAUCCUCACCUUCAAUCCGAUGGACCGCCUGACCGCUGAGCAGGCCCUGGCCCACCCCUACAUGAGCCUCUACGCCUUCCCACAAGAUGAGCCGGUGGCACGCCAGCCCUUCCACAUCGAAGACGAAAUCGACGAUGCGCUGCUGACAGACGAAAGCCACAGCCAGCAGGCACAGUGGAGCCGAUACCCAGAUAGUACCGAUACGGAUUGGUACAGCCACGGGGAGCUAGACGUCGCCCAGAAGGACCCUCGUGCAAUGGCCUCCAGCUCCUCGGACGAGGACGGCGUCCAGCUGGACCCGCGCAAGUUUUCCGAGGGCGAGCACGGCAAGUUCAAGGACGGGCGAGGCUCCUGCGCGGCUGGGAACGUCCUGUCCUACUCAUCGUCGUCGUCGCUUGACCAGCUGUGGUCCACCAGCGAGGAGAUGCACGACGAGCACCACCACCAUCACCACCACCACGAGAACAAGUUCUGCGAGUCGGAGUGUAGCCACUCGUGCGGCUACAAGGCGGGCUCGCCGUACCACCCCGGGAGCGUGGUGCUCCGGGAGAAGGAGGUGCACCACUACUACGAGCCCAAGCUCAUCUUGGACCUGUCCAAUUGGAAAGAGCAGAUCCGCGUGCGGCCUCCCGGGAGAAGAAGCGAUCGGGGGUGGGCGGCAGCAAGAGCAGCAAGCCCAACAAGUGCGAGCGCAACGGGGCGGUCAAAGCACAGCUAGCCCAGGAGGGUAAGGACGAGGCUAAGUCUAAAAAGAGUUUCGAUCUCGACGCUUUCUUUGCCGACACUAUCCGCCUAAGUAGCAGGCAGUUUGAUAAUCUCGCAGAAAAUUCCUACGACAGUGCUUUACCGUCAGGCGAUGCCACCAGUGUCUCUGGAGCAAAUGCUCUUUGGAAGGAAGGUCAGAAUACAUCCGUGAAGCUGGAGCCAGGUGAGUUUGAUCGACAUCCUUUCAGCUUAGAUUCUUGCCCAGAUUCUGGCUUGUCCCUUAAUGCGCAGCAGGCAGAGGUGGCAGCUGAGUGUAGACACUUGAACACAGUUCGUUUCCUAGACAACUUCUCGAAUGUUGAAUCUGAACCAGUUAGAGAUGAGAAAAAGGAGGAGGUUAAGGCAUUUCCUUCGUGUUUGGAAAAGUUAACUGGCAAAACCCCUGAGCAGGAAGCUUCGGUCGUCAUCAAGGUGGAAGAAAAGAUGGAUGUGGAGGUAGAAUCUAGGCACAAGUGCUUUACCAAGCUUUUACAUGUUGAUUCGGAAGCUGUUCAGGAAACAAGAAAUGGGGAGAGUCUGGAAUAUUCUCAGUGUUUGAAUGUCAUUGUAUGUCGGAAAGAAAAAAGAUGCCCAAAAAAGUCUUGUUUGAAAAAAGGCUCAAAAAGAGAGGCUUCUGUGAAACCUGGCCUGGAUGCAAUCAAAUUUGCUGUUUCAGGUGUUGAGGAUGAGCCUAAGAAAUAUGAUAAAUUUGUGGAGGCAUUAGAAGAAUGUCCAUUGUUUUUAGACACCAUCAUGAAAAAAACUUCAGACACAAAAUUAGAUUAUCAUCAAAAUUUUUGCCUUGGGAUGAUAAAGUUGACAGUUUCCAGGAAAUCUCAUCCAAGGAGCAGCUAGUUGAAGAGACUAGGCAUGUACCUUUUUUUGAAGGCCUAAUGAACAUGUCAUCUGAUGAACCUAUAAGAGUAAGUACAGAACCUGAAGGAAAUAACUUCUGCAGCUGCUUAGAAAAGAUAUGCAAGACUCCAAUAUCUCAAAAGUGCUCAAUUACAGAUGACCUGUUGGAAAAUGUGGCUGAUGUUGAAUACGUGCCCUUCCUGACCAGCUUUUCCGAUGCAGAUUCCGUUCCUUUAAUUGAGGAACGAAUGCUAGUUAACGAGUGCUCAAGCUGCCUUGAAAAGUUAAUGUGCUGCCAACCUGACACAGAAGAUCUCUGUGAACCCCCACUUGAAGAUAAACACGAGAUUCAGCAGUCAGUGGUCCACAGUUUAAGUUUACAAAAGGAGACAGAAUUGGUGAAAGUGACCAAGGAUAUAAAGGUAACCAUCUCAGAAGGACAGGGGCCCAUUCUCCGCAGCGAGGCCACAAAACCGGAGGUGGUUGUGGUCCAGGCACCUCUGGGAAAUGAUGCAGGGGAAGAGAGUCGGGCAGGAGAGAGUGGUGGUGGUGGAGCAAAAAGCGUAGCGGGCAGUGUCAUCCCUCUGGUUACCGUGGCGAGUCAGGAUAUGAGACAGGUGGCUCCGCUCAAGUGUCAGGCGCAGGCGCAGGUACAGGCCGGGGGAGGCCUCGCCCCGCUCAACGUGAUGGCACUGCCAGAGUCCACCAUACCUCACGUGAAAAACCGCAAGGCAGCCAAUACGGUUAGCUGCUACUGAGGCGUCAUAUCCACACAGCCUUAAUUUAUACUAACAUUUCACCAGCAUUGAUUCAUAGCUUCAAGUGUACAUUUUAAAAUAUUGGUUUGACUUCACUUAAACCUGCAUUGCGCGUGCUUUGGUACACGUCAGCAGCGGUGCACGUUUUCUGGAGGCGGUGAGAGUUGAGGGCGUGCUCAUCGGCGCGUCCCCCCUGUCGAGGGUGUACCAUCUGCCAGUUGAAAUGAUGCAGCCUCGGUUCAUCCGAUCGGAAUGGGUGCCAGAAACUAGCUGCUCUUUUUUUUCUGGCCCAAUAUGAAAUGGUAAAGCCAAAUUGCAUUUUUUCAAAUGUAAUGGUUGUUAAACUUACACGUAUUAAACUCUUAGGAAAGCAAUACGCAACAAUGAUAUAUUGUCAAAUGUGAGUUUGAAAUUACAACAAAAAGUAAAAUUGCAGAUGUGACUGUGUCAGAUAUAUUAGGUUUGGUACUGCAGUAAUACCAUCUAAUGUUUGCACACUUAUUGCAUUAUAAACUAUAUAAUUUAUAAACGACAACAAGCCUUUACAAUAUAUUUAUAACAUUGAGCUAAGAAAGUAGGCUAUAUUAUUUCCCACUUUUCCACAAGGUUUUACAUAAGAUUUUAAAAUAUUGUGGGUUUUCUGAUUUCCAUUGAUUAGGCCCUUAUGGUAAUUUGUGUAGCUGAAAACAACAUUUAUGAAUUAAAUAUUCUCUGAAUGAAUUAAAGUGUACCAAAUGUAAAUGUUUACCAUUAAUGUUUUCCCAUCUAAAUUUGUUUUCUUUUUAAUUGAUAAACCUGUUGGAGGCGGUUUUAUUUGUUUAAAGACUUUAAUGUGCUCUGAAAGGUACCAGCAGAACAGAGGUUUGGAUGUCAUUUGGUAGAUGUGCAGAGAAGAAGAGUGGUCAACUCCAGUGCAUUCAAGUAGAAAAUGGCAAAAUUCAUCCAGGGUCAAACUUCAACAGCAUUUUAAGAACUGCGUCAGUGUGGGACUGUCACACCACUGCCACAACACCAGGCUAAACCAUUUUUGUUGUUAAAAUAGAGGUAUGUCAGUAACAAUAGCUGUCUGAAUCUUCCCUUUGUUUUUUGUAGUCUUUAAAAUGAACCAUGUAUGUAAGCUGUAGGACGUCAGUAGAAUGAGACCUCUACCUCAGAUGCUAAGGUUGGUUGAUGCUCCUCUAGUCCGUAAGUAUGAUGUUCAUAUUUAAGUUUCUCUUGUCUAUCCAUGGCAGUGCAUUCAGUCCAACCAGAUAAAAUAAAAUAAAAAUAUGGCAAAGUUGAAAAGAUCUGAAUUCAAACUAUUUGCUAUUUAUUGCAUUAUAGAAAUAACUUUAUUUAUGCAAGAAUUUUAAGUUAUUAAAUAACAAAAACUAUGAAGCAUUGCACAUGCGAGCUGAGCGAGUCUUCAUACUUAAGUAACGGUGUGUUUUUCCUGCCUAAAAUUUUGGUUUUCAAAAUGUUUUUUUCUAGACUAUGUGAAGUAUUGCUCAUAACUAUGAAUCUAAAUAAAGAUUAAUUCUGAUAACUGCAACAGGUUCCCUGUAUCUUUAAAAAUAAAAGUGUUUGCAUCUUGAUAGAGCUACAGCAAGUGUUGUAUGAUGAGUAGUGUCCCAACAGUGCAUGCAAGCAACUCCAGUGUUUUGUACAUAUGUUAGAUCUUUUUGUUUUUUUUUAUUUCGCAGCACAUUUGAAGAUCUAUAGUCUUGUCCUUAUUUCAUGUGUUCUUAAAACAACUAAACAAGACUUGUAGUUUGUGCUUCGUUAAAUUAUAGGAAAACUGGAUAGAAAAAAACUCUGAAAUUAGAUGUUUGAAAACCUUAAUUAUUUUCGAGAACUUUAUCGUCUUAUGCAAUUAAGGAAUACGCAUGUCCUUGUUUUGUCAAUUUUUAAUAAUGUAUUUUUUUUUAUCUAAAGGUCUCAAUGCUGCAUACUUCUAAUGCUGUUUGGAUUGAUGUACUUGGAAUCAAACUGAAUUACUUUUAAGGCUUGUGUUAAGAACAGUUAAAUAAAAAAUAAUAACAUA